AUGGGCAGCACAAGCACGAGCUCUGCUGCUUUAAUCCACCAUUUUCGGCUCACCAGUCGCAACUUGAGCUCGCCGAAAAAACGUCCGUACGCUGUAAAUUUCUGCAAUUCGUGGAGGGAAGCUGGACUCCGGCACGGCGUGACGCGACGGUGGAGCAAAGGCUUAGGUCCGGUGGUUCGCUUGGCAGCUCUCGAUGAAAAGUCUGACGAUUCGCCGACGGAGACCACCCCUGGCGUUGGCUCUGCUGUAGAAGAUAGACCAGCUGUGGAAGAUGUAUCCAUUGAGCAAGAAGAUAAAUCAAGUUCGAUCUAUGAGUUUCUGUAUCCCCGUAAAGAGGAGCUUCCGGAUGACAAGGAAAUGACUAUAUUCGAUCAUCUGGAGGAGCUGAGGGAGAGAAUAUUCGUCUCGGUUUUGGCCGUGGGAGCUGCAAUCACGGGAUGCUUUGCCUUCUCCAAGGAUCUAAUCGUGUUUCUUGAAGCUCCUGUCAAAACUCAGGGUGUACGGUUUCUACAGCUAGCUCCUGGCGAAUUUUUCUUCACAACUUUAAAGGUCUCGGGUUAUUGUGGGCUUCUACUAGGGAGUCCAGUGAUCUUGUAUGAGAUAAUAGCUUUUGUGCUUCCCGGUUUGACACGAGCUGAGAGGAGGUUUCUGGGGCCAAUAGUGUUUGGCUCCUCCUUGCUCUUCUAUGCUGGACUUGCCUUCUCUUACUGGGUUUUAACCCCUGCAGCCUUGAAUUUCUUUGUGAAUUACGCAGAAGGCGUAGUGGAAUCUUUGUGGUCUAUCGACCAGUACUUUGAGUUUGUGCUAGUGCUCAUGUUCAGCACCGGCCUUUCUUUCCAGGUUCCGGUUAUUCAGUUACUCUUGGGGCAAGUUGGGGUGGUGUCGGGAGAUCAAAUGCUGUCGAUUUGGAGAUAUGUGGUGGUUGGUGCGGUGGUUGCGGCAGCUGUACUUACGCCCUCGACAGACCCUGUCACUCAAAUGUUACUAGCAACGCCGCUUCUUGGGCUCUACUUGGGUGGUGCAUGGAUGGUCAAGCUCACAGGUCGGUGA
Messenger RNA from Microthlaspi erraticum, 1050 nucleotides. The record is from the annotation of a GenBank genome assembly. NCBI's taxonomy places the organism in Eukaryota, Viridiplantae, Streptophyta, Magnoliopsida, Brassicales, Brassicaceae.